Fusarium fujikuroi IMI 58289 is the source of this 1860-nucleotide messenger RNA. RefSeq lists its product as uncharacterized. The coding region runs from base 1 to 1860 and encodes 619 amino acids. The transcript has 3 exons. The record is from RefSeq and is a predicted model, not a curated record. Gene Ontology annotation, molecular function: ATP binding; protein kinase activity. NCBI's taxonomy places the organism in Eukaryota, Fungi, Ascomycota, Sordariomycetes, Hypocreales, Nectriaceae. Gene Ontology annotation, biological process: protein phosphorylation.
AUGGAUCCAGCGGGGCUCGCGGUUGGUAUCACAUCCUUGGCAUUCGAUCUAUUCGAUAAUUCCGUGAAACUCUUCAAGUUCUUUUCUGCUAUAGUUGACAUGCCUAAGGAAUAUGAACAAUAUCGCUUACAGCUAAUGAUUGAAUACAACCGCCUGCUGGCCUGGGGCGACGCGAUUGGUUUGAUCGAUGUACCCCAAGCUUCGCACGUGGCCACUAAUCUGGGGACGAAUGCAAUAGAGCUCUGCGGUAUUAUCUCACGUAUAGGGUGGCUUCUCGGAGAAUUUCGGGAUAUGAAUGCCCGUUGGGAAAGUGAGUUGACACAGACUCAAGAAUACAGCCAAGUGGUUGGAGAUAAGGAUGAGUCGAGUAUGGAUAUAGUCAAGCAGGUUUCGAGCUUGGCCACUGCUUACGAGAAGAAUAAGAGUACACGUCAACAAGCAAAAGGAGUUACUCAUAUCAGGAAGUGGAUGUCACGGAAGGUCGAGAACGCAAAAGAAAUCGUCACAAAUCCUCUCCGCGUCCGUUGGGUGAUGAUGGAUAAAGCCGCUUUCAAAGGACUACUCGAAGAUCUACACUUUCUCACCAAUCGAAUGCAUGAGCUCACUGUUGACCAUCGGCAAAGCCGCAUACAGGAAAUAACAGCCAAGACUUAUCGCGAGAUGGUAGUAGCAAGAAACAGCAUCAACGAGUUGAAAACUUUGCUGGAGGCAGUUACUGAGUUACUGAAUAUCAAGAAGAGGAACACCGACUGGGAAGAACGCAAUGAUAACACCGAGAUGCUUCGAGAUAUCUUGCGCUUAAAAGAAAUCAACAGUAUUUCCAACCAGCUUGUUACCAGGGCCCACAGUGGAGGAUACUUGGAUAUCGAGCGGGAGAUUAAAGACCUGAUUGAUGAUAUGAAAGAGGCUACAGUACCGUUGAGGCCGCGAGGGGUUCUGCAACAAAAUGGAACAGCCGUGCAGAUUUGGAUAGAGUGGAAGAUGUUUGACAACCAAGAUGAGACAAUUCGCCUGGAAUCUAAGUUAAGAACCAUGACUCUUGCACAGAUGCUGCAUAUGGACAAGCCGCGCCACCUCUACUCACCACUCUGUGUUGGAUACGUUGACGAAAGUGAGACUAACCAUCGCAUUGGUUGGAUAUUCAAGAUGGCCCACGGGACCAGUGCAAACACGACACUACGGUCCCUUCACAGUAUGUUGGGCCAGUGCCAAUACAAACCGGUCCUUACUCAGCGAAUCUCCCUUGCCUGGAAACUCGCGUCUUCACUCUCGUACAUGCACACAACAAACUGGUUACACAAGAGUAUCCAUAGUGGUAACGUCAGCUUCUCCUUUGAAGAAGAGCAGUUCGAUGCUGAAUCUCCUAUCUUGUCGGGAUUUGAAUAUUCGCGCCCACAAAGCAACAAAACAACAACACGCAGCCUCGAACCUAAGUGGGACAUCUACCGCUGGCCGCAAAUCCAGAAUGAGGUGCCAAAAACCACGAACUCUCGAAAGACAUAUGAUAUAUAUAGCCUAGGUCUCGUCCUGCUCGAAAUUGCUCAUUGGAAGCCCUUAAACGAGAUGAUGUGCUUGAAGAAAUGGCCCAUCCCCUCCGCUCAAGACGUCAAAGUACGUGGCUGGCUCUUAGGAGAGGAUUCUCGGCCACCGUUCAAGAAAUCGAAUCCUCUACUGGAGCUACGAGAUAUAGUUGGGGACAAGUAUUGGAAUGCGACACGCCGCUGUCUGGUAGCUCAUGGAGAAUUGGGCUUGGGAGUGGAGGAAAACUUUGACAAGUCUAAGGGCUUAGAGUAUGACCUCCAGCUUCAGAACACUUUCACUGAUCUAGUAGUUGAGGAACUUAAGAGUAUUAUGAUCUGA